UGACAUACGUAUCAGUAUGGCCUGUUCUUGGUGACGUCAUGUGCCGACAGGGCGGAAGUUGUGGCUGCUGACACUGGAUUGCUGAUAGCCGUUCGCAGCCUCGAAAAGAAGCAAUUUUACGACAGUAAAACCGUGGAUUUGCGCCAGUGAAACUCUGCUCUAUAGUAAUAUGGACGAAGACGUAUUAACGACACUAAAGCUGCUAAUAAUUGGUGAAAGUGGAGUCGGGAAGUCCAGUUUGCUUCUGAGGUUCACCGAAGACACUUUCGAUCCGGAGCAAUCGGCGACUAUAGGUGUGGAUUUUAAGGUGAAGACCCUCGCUAUAGACGGAAACAAAGCCAAACUUGCUAUCUGGGAUACGGCUGGCCAGGAGAGGUUCCGAACGCUGACACCCAGCUACUACCGGGGUGCACAGGGAGUCAUCCUUGUGUACGAUGUAACAAAACGCGACACGUUUACAAAGCUCGAAAAUUGGUUGAAUGAACUGGAAACUUACACGACCCGGAAUGACAUUGUUAAAAUGCUCGUCGGGAACAAGAUCGAUAAGGAUGACCGUGAAGUGGACAGAAAUGAAGGUCUGAAAUUUGCAAGGAAACAUUCAAUGCUUUUUAUUGAGGCCAGCGCUAAGACCAAAGAUGGCGUCCAGUGUGCGUUCGAGGAACUCGUAGAGAAGAUUCUCCAGACCCCAGGACUGUGGGAGAGUGAUCACCAGGGUCAGAAGGUCCGUCUCAGCGACCAGGAAACAGGCGGCGGUCGGGCCUGCGGAGGUUACUGCUCCAUUCCCUAAAACCUGCGGCGACUUGACAGGAAAGACUACCGACCAAGAGACAGAAGACAGAGGACUGGACACGCUUGUGUUCAAUAGACUUUGCUGUUUGCACAUUCAAGUUCCACCAUCUUCUCACUCCCGUAAAGAAAGCAGGAUUUCUUUAUGAAGGCUAGUUUGCUGUCGCACAAUCUCUGGCUUGAAUUGGAUAAGUCUCUUGCACAUUCAUCGGACUCACAUUUUAGUGCCUCUUACAUGAAGAAUGUGAAGGUCACAGGUCACUAAGAUUUCAUCCUGUGAUAUACUGAAUCAGUUCCUUCACUUAGCUCUUGUACACUAACCUCUCCCUAAAGUGUUACUGACGUCAUCAUCUUUCCUUUUUAAUGUAAAUCUCUUUUAAUUUUAAAAGGCAUUACCGACUUUAAAAAAACUGUAUUAAUGCUGAACAGGCUUCUAGAUUUCCUCAAGCAACACAGGAGCUUCCGAUUUUCUCUUGAGUGUUGGUGGUUGUGUUGGUCCUCAUCAUAGUCUCGUGUGCUUGUUUGUUUGUCGAGUCAGAGUCCAGUACAUUCCCAGGAGUCAGUUGUAGUUGUUCGUCCUGACACCUCUGGUCCUCAUAAUCGUGUGAAUCUGCGGGAAACUGUGCUCUCUGCCUUAACUCUAGUCCGCUACAGUGUCUUUGGUUUCAAGCUGAAAUAAAUGAUCAAGACGC
Synchiropus splendidus (mandarinfish) is the source of this 1478-nucleotide messenger RNA. Its product is annotated as ras-related protein Rab-18-B. The record is from RefSeq and is a predicted model, not a curated record. Gene Ontology annotation, molecular function: GTP binding; GTPase activity. The transcript has 7 exons. NCBI's taxonomy places the organism in Eukaryota, Metazoa, Chordata, Actinopteri, Syngnathiformes, Callionymidae. The coding region runs from base 170 to 787 and encodes 205 amino acids.